This is a messenger RNA of Alternaria alternata, 1849 nucleotides long. Its product is annotated as DUF803-domain-containing protein. The transcript is spliced from 5 exons. The coding region runs from base 303 to 1571 and encodes 422 amino acids. The record is from RefSeq and is a predicted model, not a curated record. Gene Ontology annotation, molecular function: magnesium ion transmembrane transporter activity. Gene Ontology annotation, biological process: magnesium ion transport. Lineage: Eukaryota; Fungi; Ascomycota; Dothideomycetes; Pleosporales; Pleosporaceae. Gene Ontology annotation, cellular component: membrane.
AUCUCCCAUCGCAGCUGCUUACUAUAUCCCAUCUAUCCUCCAUCGCAGUCAGUCAGUCAGUCAGUCAGUCAUUCAGUCAACACGGCGCUUGCGCAUCUUCGCUCCUUCCUUCCUUGUGCAGGCCACGCUAUCGAUAACCCCCAGUCCGCGCAAGCCAGCGCCAACGUCAACAGCCACGCACUAGCUUCACACCACCCACGACCGUUGCCAUCGCCCGCGCACAUUCACAGCGACACGCACAUUGCCAUCACCUGGCCGCAAACAACUAAGACGGGUCGCAUAGACCUAUACACACAGCCAACAUGGUCGAAGACAAAUAUGUUGGUCUCAUGCUGGCCGUGAGCUCGUCACUGGCGAUUGGAGCGAGUUUUGUCAUUACAAAGAAGGGCCUCAAUGCCUCGAUGGAGAAGCAGGGCUUCAAUGGAGACGGCUUUGGAUACCUACAGAACCCCGUGUGGUGGGCCGGCAUAACAACAAUGGUUCUCGGCGAGAUUUUCAACUUCGCGGCCUAUGCUUUUGCGCCUGCCAUUUUGGUGACGCCUCUAGGAGCGCUUUCAGUCCUCAUCGGUGCCGUGCUUGGUUCAUACUUCCUGGACGAACAAUUGGGCCUACUAGGCAAGAUCGGCUGCGCGAUAUGUCUCAUCGGAUCCGUCAUCAUCGUACUGCAUGCGCCGCCAGACAAAGAGGUCGAGUCCGUCGAAGAGAUCUUGAAUCUCGCGCUCCAGCCAGGUUUCCUCUUCUACUGCGCUUUCUGUGUCGUCUUCUGCAUCUUCAUGAUAUACAAGAUUGCGCCCAAAUACGGUCGCAAGAACCCGCUCAUUUACCUCUCCAUUUGUUCGACAGCCGGCUCCGUCUCCAUCAUGUUUAUCAAGGCCUUCGGUAUUGCCCUGAAGAUGACAUUUGCUGGAAACAACCAGUUUACACACCCUUCGACAUACGUCUUCGUAAUCCUGGUCGUUGGCUGCAUUCUCACGCAGAUGAACUACUUCAACAAGGCCCUGAGCCAAUUCUCGACAAACAUUGUCAACCCCCUCUACUACGUCAUGUUCACGACCUGUACCCUCGUCGCUUCUUGCCUCCUCUUCCAAGGCUUCAACACUACAUCCGCAGUCAACACCAUCUCCCUGCUCUGCGGUUUCCUCAUCAUCUUCUCGGGCGUAUAUCUCUUGAACCUCUCGCGCGAAGACCCCAACGGCAACAAAGCAUUCGGCUCGCGUUUCACCGACGGCCCGCCUUCAGAUGCCAUUUCUGGCUUUCCCACCAGACGCAGUAUGCAGGCGCGACGCAGCGAGGAGCUUUUUGAGCGACAAUCGGUGGGUGUCAUUCGCGACGGCAGAUCUAGCUACGCCGAUGCAGGUGAUCGAGGCGCGCUUAUGCACGACUACGAUGUGGAGAACCAAUUCGAGCUUGGCGAUCUGGCUGAUAGCGACGAUGAGCUGGAAAGCGGCCAGAAUACCAAGCGGACGAGCUUCGAUGAGGAAGCGCGGUUGAACGGAAGACUAAGCGGUGCAGGCAGAGGGCGAGUCCACAAAGAAUCAGUACAGCCGAAGAGGAAUUCGUCAGUCCGAUAGACCAGGCAAUCAGAUGAUGACCAUCGAUUCGUACAGGCUUUUGCCUGUCUGACUUCUCUCAGGACCAGGGUCAAUCCUUAUAGCGAGGAUGUAACUGGUUUGUAGAGCUUGGAUUGUAUUGCACCGCGGCGUUUGUGGCACGGGGAUUUAGGGUAGUGGGAUCGGCGCCUAGGAUUAGGGUGCCGGCCACUUGUACUUGUACUAUGAUAGCAUGAUAUGUAUACCCAGAAGGCACGGAAGAAGGACUGGUAUUCUUUCUAGAGCACUCGAAUUGCAAU